GAAUCGAUGGAGUUUUAACUUUAAAGUUAAUUUUAAGUUAAAUUAUCAAAAUUUAAACAAAUAACUGUAGUUUUAACAACUGAUACACGCACCAGUGUUAAAAUUUAAUGUUUAAUUCUUAGUCCUUUGACUGUUAGUAAAAUAAUAUUACAAAACAUUCAGUAAAAACUUUAUAUUGUAUAAUCUACCAACACUAUUAAAUGGCUUAAAAGGGUUUUCUUUCUUCACAUGAACGAUUGUAUUUGAAAAAUGAUGCCACUCAACGAUUUCAAGAAUCCUGAACUAGUUCCGAUAUCCAACGUUAUUGGUUUGGCAUCUCAACGCCCUCUUAGUACAUUUCCUGAAAUGUGGUAUCAAACUUUUUUAUGGGCCUUAUUCUCAUCUGCUAUUGUCCAUACUGUAGCUGCGAUAAUUGCUUUUGCUACACUCCAUAAACAUAAUUUUGGAAAGUUUUUUCCAUUGUUCAUUCUAUUGGUUGGAAUAUUUGCUCCACUUAGUUCAGGCAUAGUCAGCAGUGCUACCAUAGCGUUUGUCUAUCGAGCAUCUAGUAUUCAAAUGCAACCGUUGUAUGCAAUGUUUUGGGGAGUAGGACAGACAUUACUCUCAGCAGCUGUAGGUUUUACAAGAAUUUUAGCUACAUUAUAGAACAAUUGAAAUAUAAUAUGUAAAUACCUUGUAUAUAAUAUGAUAUAAAAGAUUGUAUAUAUUUUGUGUACCUAUCUAUUAAUAAAUAAGAA
Messenger RNA from Myzus persicae (green peach aphid), 737 nucleotides. RefSeq names its product transmembrane protein 170A. The transcript has 3 exons. The record is from RefSeq and is a predicted model, not a curated record. The coding region runs from base 250 to 645 and encodes 131 amino acids. NCBI's taxonomy places the organism in Eukaryota, Metazoa, Arthropoda, Insecta, Hemiptera, Aphididae.